Messenger RNA from Histoplasma mississippiense, 399 nucleotides. RefSeq lists its product with no specific name. The record is from RefSeq and is a predicted model, not a curated record. Bases 1 to 399 code for a protein of 132 amino acids. Lineage: Eukaryota; Fungi; Ascomycota; Eurotiomycetes; Onygenales; Ajellomycetaceae. The transcript has a single exon.
AUGGUGCGACGCGAAGAGCUACCCACCAAUAUUGUCACGGAUCAAGAAGAAGAUAAGUUCAAAUUAACCAAGAUGCAGAUGGCAUGUUUGGAUUUUUGCAUUGAGCUGCUGAACCAGCGGGUUCAGGUGGAGGAUUAUGAGUGCGCGCUGGUAGACGCGUUGGCGGUGCUGGGACGGGGGGAGUAUGGAUGGUGCGACGCGGAGAGCUACCCACCAAUGUUGUCACGGAUCAUCAAGGUGGCACGGUUCAUGGUGGUGCACAAGGCGCUGCGACUGGACGCCAAUGCAUCCGACAUGCUGGCCAGGAACCAAGCAAGCCAGAUGGUGGGAGAGUGGGCCGUGGUGAACGCCAUGAAGGAGGCGGAUUACACGUUCACAGGCAAUCAGAAUGAAGGGUAA